GAGUACAUGAGCGACGCAACCCAGCAGUACUACUACCAAAAGAUCAAGGAAACGGGUUCCCUCGAGAACGAUGUUGACAACUUCUGGCUUAAUCUGUUGCCAGAUUACUUUCAGAAGAAGCUAAAGUACGGCAUCGAGCAGGAAGCGCGUGUGCUUCCAACUGUCACCAAGCAGCGUGCCGACUGGACCAUCCGUUAUAUCAAGAAUGGCGAUCCGAAGAAGGUGAUCCUCAUGGAAGACAAGCGUAAAGGAAUGGAGAGUCAGACCCAACAUUGGGCGCUCGCCCUCGACCAACUCACCAGGUACAUGACAUUGGUACGCACUGAACCCGGUCAAGACCCCACAAAAACUCUCUACGGCGCCGUCAACAUAGGAACCUACUCCCGAUUCUACCAACUGGAUCCGUACGCGCAGCAAUGCAUCGACUAUCCUGGCACGAACGGGAGACACUACGAGCUCGCAAAGGAUGAGGCGGAGAUACAUGCGAUUCUGCUAGACUUUGUUCGGAAGACGUCACAC
Messenger RNA from Lindgomyces ingoldianus, 519 nucleotides. RefSeq lists its product as uncharacterized. The annotation marks the transcript as partial. The transcript has a single exon. NCBI's taxonomy places the organism in Eukaryota, Fungi, Ascomycota, Dothideomycetes, Pleosporales, Lindgomycetaceae. The record is from RefSeq and is a predicted model, not a curated record.